This is a messenger RNA of Spirodela intermedia, 985 nucleotides long. The record is from the annotation of a GenBank genome assembly. NCBI's taxonomy places the organism in Eukaryota, Viridiplantae, Streptophyta, Magnoliopsida, Alismatales, Araceae.
AUGCAUUGUCCCAAAUCAGUGAACUUCUCUACGGAAGGAGUUGUUCCUAGCAUAGGCACCAGAGAACCCAAGGUGGGUGAUGUGGCACUGCCGGUGUCAUUCCCUGUGCUCUCCAAAACUAACUAUCCUCUAUGGGUUACUCGGAUGGAGGUCAUGUUGGAGGCAUAUCGGCUAUGGGAGGCGAUUGAGGCGGAGAGCAUGGCAAGGAAGAUGAAUCGCCAAUCCUUCUCAAAGCAAUUUUUGAGGAGAUCCAAGUGCAACUCAACAUCAAGAGGCAUGCGAAAGAGAUCUAGGAGACUCUCAGGAAUAAGAAUGUCGCCAUCAAACGCGUGUAGAAGGCCCCUGUUCAAGCUCUGAAGAGAGAAUUUGAGUCUCUCAAGAUGGGCAAGGAGGAGCUCGUGAUAGACUUUGAUGGUAAACUCUCUAGAGUCGUCACUCAAUUGAGAAGCCUUGGAGAAGAUAUUACCGAAGCUGUAGUAGUUGGAAAGUUACUCCGAUCUACACCAACAAAGUUUGACCCAAUCAUAAGAACGUUAGAGCAGUUUGACUUGACGAUUUUGGAACAAUGACCCUAGAUGAAGCAUUCAGGUCAUUAAAAGUUCACGAGGAGAAGCUUUAAGAGCGUCAAAAUGAAGAAGAGGAAGAGGAAGCCUUAUUGACGUGUGCGAUAAAGAAGAAUAAAGGUAUGGGUGGAAACUCAAGAGGAUGUGGAAGAGGACACGACAGAGGAUGAAGAAGAGGACGCAGUAGAAGCAAUGGUGAUGAUAGCUAAGAUGGUGACCAAAAGACCUGAGAUAAGUCCAGAAUAAAAUGCUUUAACUACCAGAAGCUUGGGCAUUUUACUUCGAAGAACUGUAGUGAGAAGAAAGAGCAGAAACUCAACGUGGCCGAGACAGAAGAGAAGGAGACAACAAUGUUACUGAUGGCGCUCCCUGAAGGAGAAGAAGAAAUCUUACUCCAAGGUGUUGGUGAAGAAUCAACAUAA